AUGGAUCUAAAAAUAAAAAAUCCUGAGUUCUGGUACAGUCUCCAUGGCCAGGUCCCAGGGCUGCUGGACUGGGACAUAGGAAAUGAGUUCUUCCUGCCUUGCACCACAGACCAGUGCCCCUUAGCUGAGCAGGACCUUGACAAAUACAGACUCAGAGUAAUGGAGACCGUAGAAUUACCUCAAGAUAGGAGACCCGGUCCUGAAAAAGAUAGUCCUAACUCUGAACCGAACCUGUGGAUGUGGGUGAAUCCCAACAUUUUGUGCCCCCUUGGCAGCCAGGAGGCCCCAAAGCCCAGUAAGAAAAAGGAUCUGGCAAGCAUACAUCCUUCCCCUCAGCUACUCCCAAAGGAUGAAGUGUCUAACUGCUCAAAGACCACAGUGAUGGAGUCCCUGCCAUCUUCCUGCAGCAAGCAGUCUCCCCCACAGAAGAAGUUCACCUCUUCCCCCAGUGACUGGGAGCUCACAGAAGAGGAGACUGAGGAACAAGAUAACAACACCUCUGUGGCCCUCCAAUCCCCAAACAAAGGGGAGUGCUUCCAGAGCCAGAAGCUAUGGCAAGGCGACAUCCAGGAGAGGAAGUCCUGGCCCCAGCCGCCCCUCAGUUGCAGUCAACUAAUUGCUCUGGCACUAAGAAACGGCCCCCCAUGUGGCCUCCGUGUGCAAGAGAUCUACAGUUUCACCCAACAGCAUUUCCCCUUUUUCUGGACAGCUCCAGGUAGCUGGAAGAACAACAUCCGCCGCAACCUCUGCUUCCUGGGCAGAUUUGAGAAGGCGCCAGUGCAUGGGACCAAUGCAAGGACAAGGUCUGUACUCUGGAGGCUUACUGAGGAGGGACACUGCCACUUUCAGAAGAAGACUCGUGCCUUAGCCUCCGCUAAGAGGGAGAGCAUUCAACAGUGCAUGAGCCAGCCAGAUAUGAUGACCUCCCUCUUUGACCUUUGA
Molecule: messenger RNA, 942 nt
Organism: Mesoplodon densirostris (Blainville's beaked whale)
Lineage: Eukaryota; Metazoa; Chordata; Mammalia; Artiodactyla; Ziphiidae
Gene: FOXR2
Product: forkhead box R2
Exons: 1
Coding region: 1-942 (313 amino acids)
Biological process (GO): regulation of DNA-templated transcription
Cellular component (GO): nucleus
Molecular function (GO): sequence-specific double-stranded DNA binding; DNA-binding transcription factor activity
Source: RefSeq, a predicted model, not a curated record